Messenger RNA from Notechis scutatus (mainland tiger snake), 3496 nucleotides. Lineage: Eukaryota; Metazoa; Chordata; Lepidosauria; Squamata; Elapidae. The record is from RefSeq and is a predicted model, not a curated record.
ACCCAACCUUCCCCGCCUUUCUUCCAGGCGGCCAGCCGUGCGCCAAGGCGAGAGCGUGCGCGUUGCGCAGGGCGUCCCCGGGACCCGGCUGGCUUCACCGCUGGCUUCGCUGCAGCUCCUUGGGCGCGCGCGGUUGGAGAUGCUGCGCCUCCCCGGCUUGUGAGCGGCCUCUCGCUCCCUUCCCCGACGGCCAAGAUGACGGUGGAAUUCGAGGAGUGCAUUAAGGAUUCGCCCCGAUUCCGGGCGACCAUAGAUGAGGUAGAAACAGAUGUUGUGGAGAUAGAAGUCAAGCUUGAUAAGCUGGUAAAGCUAUGUAGCAAUAUGGUAGAUGCCGGGAAAGCAUACAUCAUCACCAACAAACAGUUUGUCGGCGGCGUCCGUGAUCUCUCCCAGCAGUGCAAGAAAGAUGAAAUGAUCUCGGAAUGCUUGGAUAAGUUUGGAGACAGUUUGCAGGAAAUGGUCAACUAUCACAUGAUCCUUUUCGACCAAGCUCAGAGAUCUGUCCGGCAACAGUUGAACAACUUUGUGAAAGAGGAUGUCCGCAAGUUCAAGGAGACCAAAAAACAGUUUGACAAAGUCCGAGAAGACAUGGAGAUCGCUUUGGUCAAGAACGCCCAAGCCCCACGGCACAAACCCCACGAAGUAGAAGAAGCCACGGGCACGCUGACCAUCACCAGGAAAUGUUUCCGGCACUUGGCCCUGGAUUACGUCUUGCAGAUCAACGUUCUCCAGGCCAAGAAGAAAUUUGAAAUUCUGGAUGCCAUGCUCUCUUUUAUGCACGCCCAGUACACCUUUUUCCAGCAAGGUUACAGCCUCCUGCACGAAUUGGAUCCGUACAUGAAGAAACUAGCCACGGAGCUGGACCAGUUGGUGAUCGACUCGGCUGUGGAGAAGAGGGAAAUGGAGCAUAAGCACGCCCUUAUUCAGCAACGGACUCUUCUACAGGAUUUCUCUUAUGAUGAAUCCAAAGUGGAAUUCAACGUCGACGCUCCCAACGGAGUAGUGAUGGAAGGAUACCUCUUCAAGAGAGCCAGCAAUGCAUUCAAGACUUGGAAUCGGAGGUGGUUCUCCAUACAAAAUAGCCAGCUGGUGUACCAGAAGAAGCUCAAGGAUGUCCUCACAGUGGUGGUGGAAGACCUCCGCCUUUGCACAGUCAAGCCUUGUGAGGACAUAGAACGGAGGUUUUGUUUCGAAGUGGUCUCUCCCACCAAGAGCUGCAUGUUGCAAGCCGAUUCAGAGAAACUGCGCCAAGCAUGGAUCCAGGCUGUCCAAGCGAGCAUCGCUUCCGCUUAUCGGGAAAGCCCUGAUAGCUGCUACAUUGAAAAAUUGGAUCGAACAGCUUCCCCUUCGACCAGCAGUAUCGAUUCCGCCUCCGAUUCCCGGGACCGAAGUGGGAAAGGGGAAACGAUCCUGCAGAGGGUGCAGAGUAUCUCGGGCAAUGACCAGUGUUGUGACUGCGGGCAGGCCGAUCCCCGGUGGGCGAGCAUCAACUUGGGCAUCUUACUAUGCAUUGAAUGUUCAGGGAUACACAGGAGCUUGGGAGUUCAUUGCUCCAAAGUGCGGUCGCUCACGUUGGAUUCUUGGGAGCCAGAAUUAUUGAAGCUGAUGUGUGAGCUGGGCAACGCUACCAUGAACCAGAUCUACGAGGCGCAGUGUGAGGAAAUGGGGCUGAAAAAGCCGACAGCUGGUAGCUCAAGGCAGGACAAAGAAGCAUGGAUCAAAGUCAAAUACGUGGAGAAGAAGUUUCUGAAGAAGUUACCUUCUGGAGGGCCCCUGGCCGACAAUGAGCAGAAGCCCCGUCGCUGGAGCGUGAAGAAAUGCCAGAGGUGCAAUAGCACCACCAAAGUGCCCACGACUCGUAGGAAGUAUCGGCACGAGGCGGGAAACGCGUCUCCGGCUGCCCACUCCUCAGCCGCCACUUUGGAAAGGAAGUUCCGGCGAGAUUCCCUCUUUUGUCCUGACGAACUGGAUUCCCUCUUCUCCUAUUUUGACACAGGAGCCGGUCCACGCAGUGGGAAUCCGGCGUCAGCUCAACAGCCCGUGGGAGCCAGCCCAUGGAGCGAGACCAGCAAUGGCCCUGGAGGCAGCGCUUCACCCUUUCUCCUGGAUGGAGGUCUAAGCAGCGACAGUGGCCUGGGUGGUAGCACUGAUGGGAGCACAGACGUCUUGGUGUUUGGCUCGGUGGUUGAUAGUGUCACAGAAGAAGAGUGUGAAGUGUCGGAGGAAUCCAGCGGAGAAGUCGAAAUUGAACAGGAGGCCUCCGAUUUGGAAGACUUGAGGGAGCUCCAUCCUGGGUUGCUAGUUUACAAGGCUUCCAGGGCCAGGAACCUGCCAGUCAUGGCGGAGGCCCUGGCCCACGGCGCCAACAUCAACUGGGUGAAUGAAGAGGACGAGAGCAAAACCCCGCUGAUCCAAGCUGUCAUGGGGGGCUCACUAAUAGCUUGUGAAUUUUUGCUCCAAAAUGGGGCAGACGUUAACCAAAGAGAUAUCCGAGGGAGGGCGCCUUUGCAUCAUGCCACAUAUUUGGGCCACACUGGCCAGGUCUGCUUAUUCCUAAAGAGAGGAGCCAACCAACACGCAGUGGACGAGGAUGGGCAGGACCCCCUCAGUAUCGCUGUCCAGGCUGCCAAUGCGGACAUCGUGACUUUGCUGCGUCUGGCUCGGAUGAACGAAGAGAUGCGUGAAGCUGAGGGCCCCUAUGGGCAUCCAGGAGAUACCACUUACCUUGACAUCUUCCGGGACUUUUCCCACAUGGCAUCCAACAAUCCUGAGAAACUCAACCGGCGUAGCCUUCAUUUCCAUCCUUCUUACCGAUAGUUUUCGCCUCCGGCGUCUACUUCUGAUGGUAAACCCAAAGGAGUAACCGAGAGAUGAGGGUUUUUUUCCCCCCUGUGUGACCAAAACACAAAAACGAGGAGGGAUAACUUGUAAAGAGCUGGGUCUAUCUGAGAUGCGACGUCUCUACGCAUCCUCUAAAACGCACGCCAGUUUCGACACACCUUCCCCAAGGAGGUUUUUCCCUCCAUUCCCCAGACUUUCUGAACAAUUAAUGGCACGUCCUUGCAAAUACAUCUGCCAGAAUGAUUAGCCACAGAAAUGGAUCAACAAAAAACUAGAAGGUUUUUCUAUGGUUUUCCUCCUUGCUGGCCAGGGAGUUGCCUUCUUCGCUAGCUCUUCGCUUUCUUGCUGGCAGCUGGCUGCCAGUUGCAAACAUAAGACAAACAAGGUCAUAAUAGCUGCCUGACAGGGUCUGAUAGGGAAGGAUUAGUCCCAUCUAUUACUAGUCUUGGCUCAUCAGGGGUUCAAUUUAAUUGCAGCUUAUGAAAGAAAAUACAGUUUGAUGGGACCCAUUCCAAGGGCAGUGCAUUAUGGUUUAGCCAACCAGCAGGCUGGGGACCACUGGUGGUCCAUGAGAACAUUUUGGUAGUCCACAGAGAGAUGUCACCCCCAAACAAUUAAUCCAGGCUGCAUGGGAAUACAAGGCUGUGCCUCCCAA